Molecule: messenger RNA, 4406 nt
Organism: Hemibagrus wyckioides
Lineage: Eukaryota; Metazoa; Chordata; Actinopteri; Siluriformes; Bagridae
Gene: adamtsl2
Product: ADAMTS-like 2
Exons: 19
Coding region: 141-2978 (945 amino acids)
Biological process (GO): extracellular matrix organization
Cellular component (GO): extracellular matrix
Source: RefSeq, a predicted model, not a curated record
GAUGUACACCUUACCUUCCUCACAAGACACAUCCUCAGAGCACACUGUUACAGACUUAUACUGCCACCACCACCAACACCAACACCACCCAAACACUGCCCAGCCACUUCUCAGCUCCACUACAGCCCAAGGACUACAGGAUGAGGACCUGGUCAAGGGCCCAGUGUGCAGAGUGCUCUGUGGUCCUCCUGGGUCUCAUAACACUGGUCUUUUCUUUGGGGAACAUCUCAAGUAGAGUACAGGAUGAGGGUGUAGCCUCUAACAGUCUGGAAGACGGGCUAGAGGUGACUACUUAUUGGUGGGGGGAAUGGGCAAAGUGGACAGCCUGUACACGCACUUGUGGAGGGGGGGUCAUGUCUCAGGAGAGACACUGUCUUAAGCAAAGAAAGAGAACAACAACUGGUAAGGACAACAUGACAUGCACAGGGAGUGCAAAAAGGUACCAUCUCUGUAAUACGAAGGAAUGCCCCUCAACUGGAAGGAGUUUCCGAGAGGAGCAGUGCUGGUCAUUUAACUCUCAGGUGUUUAAUGGAAAGAACUACCACUGGAAACCCCUUUACCCAGAUGACUACGUUCACAUCUCCAGCAAUCCCUGUGACCUUCAUUGCACUACAUCAGAUGGUCAGAGGCAGCUGAUGGUACCAGCCCGGGAUGGAACUUCCUGCAAGUACAGCAAUUACAGAGGCGUCUGUGUUGAUGGCAGGUGUGAGCCUAUAGGAUGCGACGGCAUCCUUUUCUCUCCCAACACACUGGAUAAGUGUGGAGUGUGUCAAGGAGAUGGGAGCAGCUGUAGUAGGAUAACUGGAAACUUUCGCCGUGGAUCUUCCAGCCUUGGAUAUUCCUUCAUUACCCAGAUCCCCGAGGGCUCAUGGGACAUCCAGAUCAUUGAGAGAAAGAAGUCUCCAGAUAUACUAGCUGUGACAGAUCAAGCAGGAAACUUCUUCUUUAACGGCGCCUACAAGGUGGACAGCCCUCAGAACUUCCAUGUGGCAGGGACGAUCUUCAAGUACCGGAGGCCCACCGAUGUGUAUGAGACGGGGAUUGAGUACAUCGUGGCGAAAGGGCCCAUCAAUCAGCCCAUCAAUGUUCUGGUUUGGAACCAGAAUGGUCGCAACCCUUAUAUCACCUAUGAGUAUACAGUGAUGCGUGACCCUCUUACUCCAAUCUCCCAGCCACCCAUGUACACUGGCUCAGAUGGAGGAUCCAGCCACCAAGUCUCCAUGGAGAUCAACAAUGUGUCACCUCACAAUGAGACUGUGAAUGACAAGUCUCUCCCAGAGACACAGAGGAAGCAGGUGAGGAUACAGAACAUUGGGCCUGCAGCAGUGGAUAAGCCUGGCGAGGAGACCAAUGAAGUAUAUGAAGACACAGCUGCUGUAGACUGUGAUCAGGAUGCUCCAAAACCCCCACAUUACCCAGAUGGAAAUAGCAGCUGGCCAAGUGGAGUGGUUGCCCCUGGCAGUGUGCCUGCAAGCAGACCUGCAGAGGAGAUGGUGGAUUCUGCAAAUUUCAUAUGGAGGAUGUUUCUUGCACGUUGCACACUGCACAUUAACAUUUCUACAAAUCAGCUUCUUAGUGACAGAGAAAGCCUCAUCACUGAAGCAGAGCCAGCCGAGUUGGACUACAGCAGCUCAGAGCAAGGGAACCUCAAUGGUUCACUGCUUGAGUUCUCUCUAGGCCGGCGGCGGAAUGAAACAGGAGAUCUUUUCCAGAACAGGACACUAAUUUCCAGCUCAAGGAACAGCAGCCGCAGCAAUCGCACUAGGAGCCAGCAAAGGGUUACCGGGAAGAACAAACUGAGUUCUGCAGAUAUGUAUCGUUGGAAACUGUCUUCUCAGGAACCAUGCAGCAUGACAUGCUCGAUAGGUGUGACAAAGUCCUUUGCUAUGUGUGUACGAUAUGAUGGUGUUGAGGUGGAUGACUCUUACUGUGACGCUUUGACUCGCCCUGAACCUGUGCAUGAUUUCUGCAUUGGAAGGGAGUGCCAACCAAGGUGGGAGGCCAGCAGUUGGAGUGAGUGCUCACGGACAUGUGGUGAGGGUUUUCAGUUCCGGCUAGUGCGUUGCUGGAAGAUGCUAGCCCCUGGCCUGGAUAGCUCAGUCUACAGCGAGCUGUGCACGGAUGCUGAGCUAGAGCGCCCUCCGGAGCGACGGCCCUGCAAGAGCCCCACCUGUGGCCCACAGUGGGAGAUGGCUGAGUGGUUAGAGUGCCCAGCAAAAUGUGGCCACAGAAGUUUAGUGACUCGUGAAGUCAGGUGCUCAGAUGAAGUCAGGCCAUGUGAUGAGACAACUCGACCACCAUCAUCCAAGAACUGCACUGGUCCACCCUGUGAUCGCCAGUGGACAGUCUCCAUGUGGGGCCCGUGCUCAGGUCCAUGUGGGCAGGGGAAGAUGGUACGGCAUGUGUACUGCAAAACACCUGAAGGCCGUGUGGUGCCUGAAUCUCAGUGUUCACAAGAGAACAAACCAUUGGCUACUCAUCCCUGUGGAGAUAAAGAGUGCCCACCGCACUGGCUGGUUCAAGACUGGGAAAGGUGCAACACAACAUGUGGACGUGGUGUAAAGAGGAGGACUGUACUAUGCGUCGGCAUCACAGGUGGCAAGUUUCAAAUCCAUGAGGAUGAGGAAUGUGAUGCUAGCAAGCAACCCGAGGACGAGGACACUUGCUUUGAGAGGCCUUGUUUCAAGUGGUAUACAACACCUUGGUCUGAGUGCACCAAGACAUGUGGUGUGGGGGUGAGAAUGAGGGAUGUGAAAUGCUACCAGGGAAGAGAACUUGUUCGUGGAUGUGACCCUCUGACUAAGCCUGUUAACAAACAGGCCUGUGCAUUGCAACCUUGUCCCACUGAACCACCAGAUGACAACUGCCAGGAUCGUCCCAGCACCAACUGCUCUCUGGCUAUUAAAGUCAACCUUUGCAGUCACUGGUAUUACAGCAAGGCCUGUUGCCAUUCAUGCCGAAAUCAACGUGCCACCUAGUUUUUCCCACUGGGGAAAAAGUUAAUGCACUUAAAUCGGGACCAUUGGGUAAUAUGCAAAAACUAGAAUUUCAUAGGAGGCAGUUAUUGAAUAUCUAUUAUCCACAGACAGUGGCAGACAUCUGGAAUCUUAAAACGUCUCGGUUUACCCAUUAAUCCCCCCCUUUUUUUUUUGUUUUAAAACUAGGUAUAUUAAACUACCAUUGAUGUCAGUAUUUUAGUAGCAAUAUCUGUUUUAUGACAAAGUCCUACAACUGUGGGAUACAUUUAGGAAACUUUAAAUUAUUUUGAUUAUUGCUCCAGUCAACCAUAAUUAUAACGCUUGAGCAUAUUUAUGAUCCAUCAAACUGGCACUGAUGAUAGUCAGUACUGAAUAUAACCAUGAGCUUAAGAUGAACGAUUUGUACAUAUGAAUACAAACUGGCACUUCAUCCACUGCUAGUUACAAUGCUCUGCUGGUUUCUUGGUAUCUGAUUUAACGGUUACUGGACCAUUGCUUUUCUAUUGUUUAUUUAUUAGUCAGAGCAGGUGUUUGGUUAAACAUCCCACGUUCACCACUCAUUCUGACUAUAUUUCUGCAGUCAGCAGCUGUUUUGGACAGCAGGGAACAACAAAUACCCUUUUUACUUGAUUUUCCUGAGACGUAUUAUGUGUAAUUGACUGUGACCUGGCACUUGAACAUGUAAUAUUUUAAACUGUAUGCAAUUUAUAUAUUUCUCCUUUGUGGCACAGUCCAGUUAAUAUAAUAUACAUUGUUGUUACCUCAGUGUAAAGAAUAAACAAUUACAAAAAAUAAAUAAAUAAAUAAAAUAAAUGUCGUAAUUUUAUUGUAGAAAAAAAAUGCACAUUUUGUUACCUCUCAGAGCAUGAUAAAUAAGAUUCCAUUUCUAAUCCAACCAUAUGCAGCAUUUUUCAUGCAUAUUACAGUUUUUACUUUUCAAGGCUUGAAUAAAAACAAUAACUUUUGACAGAUAUUGAAAUAACUGUCUUGGUUGAUUUAAAAUAACCACUGCAGUUACUCAGUAAGCGUAACAACAUUCAGAUCCUUCUACCCUCAAUGUGACAGACUGUAACAUGAUGUGGACUGCCAUUCCAACAUUUCUUUUUUACUUUUGCCAAAGUGGUGAACAGCUAUCUGAGUGAAAGAACUUGCGCCAUCUGCUGGUUUACUUACAACUCGCACACUGAUGCUUCACUUGCUGAUCAACGAUGGAAAAGUCUUCCAAAUUCUUGUUCAUUAAAAUGACCUGACAGGAAUGUGUAAUAUCUCUCAUUCUGGUCAUUGGGAUGAAUCUAUUUACUUGCGUUCCGUAAAGUGAAAGAAGGAAAACAUUAAGAAACGUGUAGCGAUAUUAGUGAACUUAUAUAUUUUUUAAAAAAAUCAAAAGGUUACAAAUUAUCCUUUUAUUUUUUUGACCACUACACUAGU